Panicum hallii is the source of this 1103-nucleotide messenger RNA. RefSeq names its product LOB domain-containing protein 16-like. The record is from RefSeq and is a predicted model, not a curated record. The transcript has 2 exons. Gene Ontology annotation, biological process: positive regulation of DNA-templated transcription; hormone-mediated signaling pathway. Gene Ontology annotation, cellular component: nucleus. The coding region runs from base 324 to 860 and encodes 178 amino acids. Lineage: Eukaryota; Viridiplantae; Streptophyta; Magnoliopsida; Poales; Poaceae.
GAGACGCAAGACGACGAUGCCUUUCUUCUUCCCUGAAAUUUAUACAAGUGUUCGUGCGCCCUCGAAUGAGUGCCCACAGGUCCCUUGCUCUCCUCUACAUCGUGCGGGUUUCUCUCUAGCCUUGUCCCCUCGCGACCUUGCAGCCUUUGUCGUGAUUCCCCUCUAUAAAACUCGAGCUCGAGCUUAGCCUCUCCCCCGUGUGGCUGCUACUAGCAAGUUGCGGUGGUUGUCUUAGGAGCUACAGCUGAGCUUGUAGAAGGAGGGGAGGCGUGCGGGAGAGAGCGCGCGAUCAGGCGUUGACGGCGGCGGCGGCGGCGGGGGCCAUGGCGUCCUCGGGCAGCGGCGGCACGCCGGGGUCGCCGUGUGGGGCGUGCAAGUUCCUGAGGCGCAAGUGCGCGGCGGAGUGCGUGUUCGCGCCCCACUUCUGCGCCGAGGACGGGGCGGCGCAGUUCGCGGCCAUCCACAAGGUGUUCGGCGCCAGCAACGCGGCCAAGCUGCUGCAGCAGGUGGCCCCCGCCGACCGGAGCGAGGCGGCGGCCACCGUCACCUACGAGGCCCAGGCCAGGCUGCGCGACCCCAUCUACGGCUGCGUCGCCCACAUCUUCGCGCUGCAGCAGCAGGUGGCGAGCUUGCAGAUGCAGGUGCUGCAGGCGAAGGCGCAGGUGGCGCAGACGAUGGCGGCGGCCGGCGGCCCGCAGGCGGCGGGGAGCCCUCUCCUGCAGCGGUGGCCGCUGGAGCCCGAGUCGCUGUCGACGCAGAGCUCCGGGUGCUACAGCGCGCCGAGCUGCGACGGGUCGGCGUCGCUGCAGGAGAUGUACUGCGGCUUCGGCGAGCAGGAGGAAGGCAGCUACACGAGAUGAUCGAGUCCUUCGCGCAACCAUCACACAGCGUAGAGACCGCGGGAAAAUUAAAUCUUGUUGAUUUGCAGCGUGCGUUUUGUUUAGUUCAGCUCCUCCGGUUUGGGGAGCUUGAUUUGGUGCCAGGCUCUAGUACUGUACUGCUUGCCGGUUUCAUCUGUAAAGGUUGAAGCACAUGAUCAUGUGGUUAAGGAAGAACACCCUUCAGCACAUUAUCGGAAAUCACGCAUAAUCAUUUUCAUAGUA